Messenger RNA from Phytophthora nicotianae INRA-310, 1407 nucleotides. RefSeq lists its product as hypothetical. Gene Ontology annotation, biological process: fatty acid beta-oxidation. The transcript is spliced from 2 exons. Bases 60 to 980 code for a protein of 306 amino acids. The record is from RefSeq and is a predicted model, not a curated record. Gene Ontology annotation, cellular component: cytosol. Gene Ontology annotation, molecular function: enoyl-CoA hydratase activity. NCBI's taxonomy places the organism in Eukaryota, Oomycota, Peronosporomycetes, Peronosporales, Peronosporaceae.
CAGUAAUAUGAGAUGGGUACACUGUAUGAAACGUUAUUUUAACCGAGUGGAGGAAGCCGAUGCUGCACGGCGUAGGCUUCGGCUACGCAGUUUCAAAGAGUCGUUUAGCACUCUCCAGAUUGAAGGCCUCGCCACAACAAGCUCGAGGGAUGUUCUCGUUCAUCAACGAUUCUGAACAGGAUGGCAAAUCUCUUGUCGCCUUAAGCCGCGAGGCUCUGCGGGGACUGGGUAAGCGCGACGACCACGUCACGCUACAUCUGCCAUUCCUUCCGUCCCCUGCAGGCAGUAAAAACACUCUCCCGGUUCAGUCGACACGACUUCCGUUGGGAUUCGAGACGCUGCAGAAGACGGCAGUGCUGGAGAUCGACAAUCCGUCGGCCCGCAAUGCGCUGAGUGGAAAUAUGAUGGCUCAACUGGCAGACAUCGUCACGCUAUUAGAAGAUCCGAAGGUUCACGACAAGCUCAACGUCGUCGUUUUGCGAGGGACUGGGGGUUGGUUCUGUGCCGGAGCGGACCUACGCGUUGCUCGCGAUGAGCUAAACUCACGAGAGGCAGGGGCGGCCAUGGGGGCGUUGAUGGUGGACACUUUGACGCGCUUCCGUCGACUCCCUUUGGUGAGCAUUGCGGCUAUAGAGGGCGGAGCUUUUGGAGGUGGAGCGGAACUGGCGACGGCGUGCGACUUUCGGAUAAUUGAAGGCAACGCAGUCAUCCAAUUCGUGCAAUCUCGUAUGGGCGUGAUCCCUGGUUGGGGAGGUGGUGCAAGACUCUACAAAAUUGUUGGACGACAGAAUGCACUCCGGUUGUUGUGCACUGCUGAAAGGAUUUCACCCGAUCGUGCUCUUCAGCUGAAACUCGUCGACGAGAUUUUCUUCGCUACGGAUGAAGAGUCUUCCAACACCGGCAUCACCUCGUUUGUAGAGGCUUUUGAUGCAAUUGUGCCAGGUAGUAUUUGGUUACCCUGUAAAAGUUCGAAGGUCUAAUUCUUGUAAAUCUUGCUGCCAUAUUAGCGGUAUCUCACGGUGCUAAGCGAGUGAUCAACAACGCCGAUGACGUAAGUCUGGACGACGUUCUUAAAUACGAACAUGAUGUAUUCAAGACGCUGUGGGGAGGUCCAGCUAACCUGGAGGCUCUUGAGAAAGCUUUGUCGAAGAAAAAAUGAAGUUCGCUUUGCUUCUUGAUCGUAUAGUGUGUCACCUUGAGCAGAUACGAACCGCGAAUAUAAGCCCCACUAGUCUUCGCGAUGAUUUUUUGGGCUUCUUGUCGUAGCCUAAGUUGAUUCGCCCGUAUCGACUUUUGUUUCCGUUCGAUAGAGCGCUCGAAUUCGCGUUUAGCUUGUCCAUAUUGCAGAUUAAGUUGCCGUACAUGCUCUGGAGCACUAACUGGUCGCUUGGGAGUGCAGUUGUACCA